Messenger RNA from Perognathus longimembris pacificus (Pacific pocket mouse), 2484 nucleotides. RefSeq names its product tetraspanin 14 (gene Tspan14). Gene Ontology annotation, biological process: protein maturation; regulation of vascular endothelial growth factor signaling pathway; protein localization to plasma membrane. The transcript has 9 exons. Lineage: Eukaryota; Metazoa; Chordata; Mammalia; Rodentia; Heteromyidae. The coding region runs from base 127 to 939 and encodes 270 amino acids. The record is from RefSeq and is a predicted model, not a curated record. Gene Ontology annotation, cellular component: membrane.
GCCCCGCCCUCCGCGCCCCGCCCCCGCCGCUCGGACGGCCUGAGUCGCGCCCUCCCGCCCGGCGCCGCCGAACUUGCUCUAACUUCCUCGGCCGACGGGGCCGCGCCGGGUCCUGCCUCUCAGAAGAUGCACUAUUACAGAUACUCCAACGCCGAGGUCAGCUGCUGGUACAAGUACCUCCUAUUCAGCUAUAACAUCGUCUUCUGGUUGGCUGGAGUUGUCUUCCUCGGAGUUGGGCUGUGGGCGUGGAGUGAAAAGGGUGUGCUGUCCGACCUCACCAAAGUAACCCGGCUUCAUGGAAUCGACCCUGUGGUGCUGGUCCUGAUGGUGGGCGUGGUGAUGUUCACACUGGGAUUCGCUGGCUGUGUGGGGGCCCUUCGGGAGAACAUCUGCUUGCUCAAGUUUUUCUGUGGGGCCAUCGUGCUCAUCUUCUUCUUGGAGCUUGCAGUGGCCGUGCUGGCCUUCCUGUUCCAGGACUGGGUGAGGGACCGCUUCCGGGAAUUCUUCGAGAGCAACAUCAGAUCCUACCGGGAUGACAUUGAUCUGCAGAACCUCAUCGACUCCCUGCAGAAAGCAAAUCAGUGCUGUGGGGCAUAUGGCCCUGAGGACUGGGACCUCAACGUCUAUUUCAACUGCAGCGGUGCCAGCUACAGCCGCGAGAAGUGUGGGGUGCCCUUCUCCUGCUGUGUGCCGGACCCCGCACAAAAAGUUGUGAACACACAGUGUGGCUACGACGUCAGGAUUCAGCUGAAGAGCAAGUGGGAUGAGUUCAUCUUCACGAAAGGUUGCAUCCAGGCGCUGGAGGGCUGGCUCCCGAGGAAUAUUUACAUUGUGGCUGGUGUCUUCAUUGCCAUCUCACUGCUGCAGAUAUUUGGCAUCUUCCUGGCGAGGACCCUGAUCUCAGACAUUGAGGCGGUGAAGGCAGGCCAUCACUUCUGAGGCGCCAAGUGGAGCAAGCAGAGCUGAGCCAUGCUGUCGUGGAGGCCAAGGUCUCCGCUGUCCUCCACCUGAAUGUCCCACGGAGGGACGCCGCCAGCACUACGCAGAGCCAGCGCCCUGUCUUCAGCAUCAGCGUGACCUGACCUCUCUGUUUCUGUCUGCUGGUGCUGAAGACUGAGGGCUCCUUCAUACACGCCCAGACUUGAGAUGGCACCCCCUCUUUCCAGGGUGUACCCCAAGCUAGAGAACAGGUUUUUCCAUGGGGUGGUGGCUGAGGACAGACAGACAGGCUGCUGGGAGAGCUUGAGUCGGAGAGCAGCUGCCCCACCCCUGACUCCAGACUGUGGGCAGUGGGCUAGCCUGGGGGGCACCCACAUCCAGGAGGAUAGGGCUCUGUCUCCAUCAGGUCAGACAGCACAGGGACUGCCCCUAGGAGAGGGAGGGGGGCCUGGUGGAUGCAGGGUGCCCGUAGUGUCUGUACAGGAGCCCCAGCCAUGUUCUAGUGAAGUAAGCCUGACCCGGGCCUGAGCAUGAUGGGUGCUGUGGGCAUGUGCCAGCCUCUGCCUCUUCCCCAGACAGAACAACCUCCCAUCUCCUAGCAUUAUGGUCCAGGGCCCACAGGAGUGCAGGGCUGGGGACCUGGUUCUCUGCUGAGAUGAGAGCUGGCUCUCGAGGAUCUUCAAGAGUGUAAAUAGUUUAUUUAUAGGGGUAAGGAUGUUCCCACACUGUACUUCUGUCCCACUCUCUCCCCACCCCAGCAGCCGUAUUGGUGUCCAGGACUGAAGCAUCCCUUUCACUUCCUCAAGAGUCUCAAGAACCAGGCACCCCUUGCCCCCCAUCGCUUCUCCCAGCCUCCACACACCCUCUCCCAAACACCCCUCUCACCCCCUCCCCGCUUGUCCUCACUGUUUUCUGGUCUUGGUGCUACUGAAAUUGUCACCCAGAAUUUAAAUCCCAGCCCUGCCCCUCCCUACAGUACGCCUAAAGAACCCCAGCUCCAGAUGGCUACUGGAGACCUGUACCUGCCACGCUCUUCCUGGAGCAGUGUGUGACUGGGGGCCCCUCCCCUGUGGUGUCUGUGGCCCCUGUGAAUACCCUUCCCCUCAGGGCUAUUCCGGGGCUUGUUGGAGAUGAAGUCUGGCUUAUACUGGCUUGUAAUGGUCACCUACACACAGAGCUGGGACAUGUGUGUCUUAUCUUCGGCUGGGCUGCUCUCAUGCUUCUCCCUAGCUCGUAUCUGUCUGUCCUCACUGUUCAGGGAUCCAGUGCUACUUCAGUCACCUGCCACCAUGGCCGUAAACAUCUAGUGUGGUAUAUUCUGGUGAUACUGGUGGAUGUUUGUUGUUGAUGAUGAUGAUGAUGAUGAUGAUGGUGGUGAUGAUGAUGAUGAUGAUGAUGAUGAUGACGAUGUUACAUUUUUUUUUUUUUUUUUUUUUUACAAUUCUCUGUAGACUAGAGGAAGAAGAAUGCCUGUGUUUUUAGGAAGCGUGAUGCUUCUCUUUGACUGCCAAACUCUUUUAUGGAAUAUAUCUUUGUAUUAAUGUU